ACUUGGACGCGGACUGAAAAUUAUGUUGUUUCCCGCUGAGGUGAGCCGUCCGGUCACCGAAACCGAGACCCGGGACUCUUGUCUGAGUUUGUAAAUUGGUUUAAUCGAGUGUGAGCAACUCGUCGGGCUUGUUUUUGGACUCUUGCGGGUAAUGGCCAGCAGUGGCUGAAGUGUUUUGAUCCAGUCAGUGACAGCCUGCAAACAGCAGGGAGAGCUGUGCGGCGACCACACUGCAUUUGAUUAUGAGCCUUUCUAAGAAGUGAAGGGAAUCUGGGAGCUGUUUCUUGCUGAGACAAAAGUAAUUUAAGCACAGUGUGUGGCGGAUCACAACCAAAGAAGCCAUGGAGGCCUCACAGGACCUCAACGAACAGAUGGUGAAGAAAUCACACAGUGAAUCUCAUGUUCCAGACCCCUCCGACGCCAGGUCUAUGGAAAUGCAGGACCUAGCCAGUCCUCAUAACCGUGUGGGAGGUGGAGAUUCGACGGGCUCCAAGCUGGACAAGAACAACCUUGGCAGCCCCUCCAUCACAACCAAUGGAACAGGAGGUGAAAACAUGACAGUUCUAAACACGGCUGAUUGGCUGUUGGGCUGCAGCAGCCCGCCCCCUGCCCCGGGCUCCAAGGACUAUGUGAAAACAGAGCCUAUGAACAACAGCGAUACAGUCACUACGACAGGCGACACCGCACUGGACACAUACGCAGGCUCAGUAAUCACCAGCAGCGGAUACAGCCCUCGUUCAGCUCAUCAGUACUCCCCUCCUCUAUACCCAUCAAAGCCCUACCCUCACAUUCUCUCCACACCGGCGGCCCCCCCCAUGCCCACGUACGCCGGUCAACCGCAGUUCAGCAGCAUGCAGCAGUCCACCGUCUACACCGCCUACUCCCAGACAGGACAGGCAUACGGACUGUCCUCCUAUGACCUGGGUGUUAUGCUGCCGGGCAUUAAGACGGAGAGCGGCCUGGCUCAGAGUCAGUCUCCUCUGCAGACCGGCCUCAGCUACAGCCCCGGCUUCACCACCCCUCAGCCCGGACAGACUGCAUACUCACCCUAUCAGAUGCCAGGUUCCAGUUUCACUCCUUCCUCAGGCCUCUACGCCACCAACAACUCAGUGUCCAACCCCGCCAACUAUACUGCCACACAGCAGGAUUAUCCCUCAUAUACGACGUUUGGCCAAAACCAGUACGCCCAGUAUUAUUCCGCCUCCACUUACGGGACUUAUAUGAGCUCCAACAGCGUGGACGGCACAGGCUCCACGGCGGCCUACCAGCUGCAGGACCCCGCUCCUGCCAUGACCGGACAGGCUGCUGAACUUCACCCAGGGGACUUUGAUACAGUGCAGAGCCCCUCCACGCCCAUCAAAGAGCUGGAUGACCGAGCCUGCCGGAGUGGGGGGUCCAAGUCCCGGGGAAGGGGCCGCAAGAACAACCCCUCCCCUCCCCCUGAUAGUGACCUGGAGAGGGUGUUCGUGUGGGAUCUGGACGAGACAAUCAUCGUCUUCCACUCUCUGCUCACAGGCUCCUACGCACAGAAAUAUGGCAAGGACCCUCCUAUGGCCGUAACGCUGGGUCUGAGGAUGGAAGAGAUGAUCUUCAACUUGGCUGACACACACUUAUUCUUUAAUGACCUGGAGGAGUGUGAUCAGGUACACAUUGAUGACGUGUCAUCAGACGACAAUGGCCAGGACUUAAGUACUUACAGUUUUGCAACUGAUGGCUUCCAUGCAGCUGCAACCAGCGCCAACCUGUGCCUGGCUACGGGGGUCCGCGGCGGGGUCGACUGGAUGAGGAAACUGGCCUUCCGCUACCGACGGGUCAAAGAGUUGUAUAGCUCGUACAAAAACAAUGUGGGGGGCCUGCUCGGUCCCGCUAAAAGAGACGCCUGGCUGCAGCUCAGAGCCGAGGUGGAGGGUCUGACUGACUCCUGGCUCACCCACGCACUCAAGUCGCUAUCCAUCAUCAGCUCCAGGAGUAACUGUGUAAACGUGAUGGUGACCACAACGCAGCUCAUACCAGCGCUGGCUAAAGUUCUCUUAUAUAGUCUGGGAUCUGUUUUCCCCGUGGAGAACAUUUACAGUGCAACGAAAAUAGGCAAAGAGAGCUGUUUUGAACGUAUAGUCUCCCGCUUUGGCACUAACAUUACAUAUGUUGUGAUUGGCGAUGGGAAGGAUGAAGAGCAUGCGGCCAGCCAGGUAAACAAACGACUUCAAAACGUUGACCCCUCUGACCUUGUGACCCUCCUUCCUCCCCCCUUUGUUUAUUUGUUUUUUUGCAGGAAAAGAGAGUUGCUUUGAACGCAUAAUGCAAAGGUUUGGCAGGAAAGUAGUGUAUGUUGUAAUUGGGGACGGUGUGGAAGAGGAGCAGGCGGCCAAAAAGGUAAUGGACCCGCAACCUCACCGUGACCCCGCCUACUCCACACAGUGUGAGCUCUGAUUGGAAGAAGCCUGCCUUUCUUUGCUGUAGAGGAUUUGUGUUACUUUUUUUCUGUUCUACUUGCUCUUGCUUUUUCCUGUUUUAUAAAGUGGCAGGUGACUUUUGAUUGUCAGGGUGACAAUUUGAGACUAAGGCUUGGCAAGUGUACAUUUUGGACCUACUUUUGGAAGUCAAAUAUACCAAAUUCGUGAGCCACCUGCAGCUACAAUUCAACUUAAUGUGUGUCACAUUUGACAUGAAUGGCUCCGAAAUGUACACAAUGAUUUGAACAAUGUGAUUUGUUAAGCGCAAUAAUGCUGUUUUUUUAUCCAGUGGUGUGCAAAGUCUUUUUUCAUUGGUACUGUAGUAGAAAAGCUAUAUCCCAACAAAGAAAUAUGACAAAUAUUGACAAUCAAGGACAUAUUUCCUGAAGUGAAAAUGUAAAUCCCAUCUUUCCUCCAGCUUUGGGUUUCAUUGUUGAUGCUGGGUGCUGGGAUUGUUAAAGGAGAAGUUUGACAUUAUUGGAAAAGAUCACAAUCACUUUCCUGCUGAGAGUUAGAUGAGAAGAAUAAUAUCAAUCUCUGCCCCUUAAACAUAAUGCUACCGACAGUUAGCUUAGCAUAUAGGCAGCUUAUAGUGCAGUUAACUGUUUUUCAAUGUUGUUGUAAUGCUAAGCUAAGGGCACAGCUGUAGCCUUAUUGAUAUAAGAGUUAUAAUUAUCUUUCUAUCUCAAUUAACUCUCAGCACAAGAGCAGAUAAGUACAUUUCUCCAAAUGCUGAACUCUUCCUUUAAGCCUUAUGAUUGCAUGGAUUUUGUUUGCAGUGCUUUUGCAAAGCAAGCAGCUACAAGCUACUGUAGUGUAGCUUGCAUGAGUUUAGGUGGCGGUGUGCAGCUCUGCUAACAGUACUGUUGGUUCUAAUGAUGUGUGUUCACUCCACAGCACAACAUGCCUUUCUGGAGGAUAUCCAGCCACUCUGACCUGCUGGCACUACACCAAGCACUGGAGUUUGAGUACCUGUAACUAUUAUAGCAAUAUGGACUCAUGCAAUGUUACCGUGGACAUGGUCAGCCCCCUUCUUUUGUAUAACUAUUUAAGAACAAACAAUACACUGCAACCGUUUUUGUGAUUUUUUUUUGUCUUGUUGAACGUCUGGAUUUACAAACUCUGAACGGUCUUAAGAAGAGGUGAAAGGAGGUAAAGAACUGAACAGUGGGCUUAAGAGGUGUCUCGAAUACCCAGCUCAGCCCCUGUGGCCCCUAUGCUGCGAACAGACCGCUGUGAAACCCCCCCUCUACUGUCCCUGCAGCUGACUGGAAGCCUGUAAAGGCUCAAUGCCUCCCUUGGCCUGGGAGGAUGUUUCUGGGGCAACUCCUGGAUGUUUGGUUUGAUGGAGGGCAGCCAGACUAGUCUCAGGCCUGCUGAGGGUCACCUGGGAGGAUGUUCAAACCACGAGGGCUUCUCUGUACAGGCAUUCUGUGUGCGGGGUUAACAGCUGCUUUUUUUUCUAAGUGUUUUCUUCCUGGUGGUAUAAUAAUCACAACACAAUGCAGCCUGCAUCAGAAACUUGUGUAAAUUAUUUACAAUAAACUUAAGGGCAGUGGUGGAUGUUUUUGUGAAGGAAAUGAAAUGCAUUUUUGGGGUCUUUGUUUUUUUUCUCCACUCUGGAUUUUUGUAAUUGUUUGGGCAGGGGAAUUGAGGAUGUGCGUCAUGAUGUGUUGUGCCUUAAUGUGUUUGAAUGUCUUUUCUUUAUUCAGAAAUGUCUAUGUAUGUAGAUAUAAAGGAGAACUUAUACAAAUGA
This is a messenger RNA of Trematomus bernacchii (emerald rockcod), 4209 nucleotides long. It is a transcript of the gene eya4, whose product is annotated as EYA transcriptional coactivator and phosphatase 4. The record is from RefSeq and is a predicted model, not a curated record. Bases 342 to 2291 code for a protein of 649 amino acids. Gene Ontology annotation, cellular component: nucleus. Gene Ontology annotation, biological process: positive regulation of DNA repair; negative regulation of extrinsic apoptotic signaling pathway in absence of ligand; multicellular organism development. The transcript is spliced from 19 exons. Gene Ontology annotation, molecular function: protein tyrosine phosphatase activity. Lineage: Eukaryota; Metazoa; Chordata; Actinopteri; Perciformes; Nototheniidae.